GAGGCUGAACAGAUGGGGAACCUCAACGUCCUUCUUCAAUCCGCCGGCUGUGUCUCCCUGCUGGCGGCGGCCGCUGCACUCCUCCUACUGGUUUUGACACUGGUGUCCACUUCGGGUCGGCAGAAGAGCCCCAAGGGGCCCCCGGGCCCCAGACCGCUUCCGGUGCUGGGGAAUCUUCUGCAGCUGGACCUCAAGAGACCUUACAACACCCUUGUGGAGAUGUCCAAGAAGUACGGGCCGGUGUUCACCAUCUACAUGGGCUCCAAGAAGGUGGUGGUUUUAGCCGGCUACAAGGCGGUGAAGGAAGCCCUGGUCAACCACGCCGCCGACGUCUUCGGGGACAGAGAUGUCUUGCGCAUCGUGAAGGAGUACAACGAUGGACACGGCGUCAUAUGGAGCAACGGCGACUCGUGGAAGGAGAUGCGACGCUUCGCUUUGAGCAACCUGAGAGACUUCGGAAUGGGAAAGAAGGCGUGUGAGGACAAGAUUGUCCAAGAAUGUCAACAUCUCUUGGGAGUCUUCCGAGACUUUGGAGGUCACGCCUUUGACACCACUCAGCCCGUCAACUACGCCGUCUCCAACGUCAUCUGCUCCAUCGUGUACGGGAAGAGGUUCGACUACGACGAUCCCGAGUUCACUGCCAUGGUGGACGGAAUGAACCGAAAAAUCCAACUGGCUGGAUCGCCGUCUACUCAGAUUUAUAACUUUUUUCCCUGGCUGGGCAAGCGGCUGCCCCAGAACAAAGAAUUCUUCCGACUGACGGCCGACCACGGGAAAAAGAAUCUGGAGAUAUUCAGACGAAUGAAGGAGAGUCUCAAUCCGCUCAUGUGCGGAAGCUUGGUGGACGCCUUCUUUAUCCGAAAGCAACACCUGGAGGAAAGCGGGGUCACCAACAGCCACUUCCACGAUGAAAACCUGAUGUGGACGGUUCAGAACCUCUUUGCCGCUGGCACCGACACGACAGCCGCCACGCUCAGGUGGUCUCUACUCUUCAUGGCCAAGUAUCCUGACAUCCAGGAGAAGGUCCGAGAGGAGCUGAGCAGGGUGAUUGGAGAGCGCCAGGUCCAGGUGGAGGACCGCAAGAACUUGCCCUUCACUGACGCCGUCAUCCAUGAGACGCAGAGGCUGGCCAACAUCGCACCCAUGGCCAUCCCUCACCGGACCAGCCAGGACGUCACUUUCCGGGGGUACUUCAUCGAGAAGUACACCACCAUCUACGUCCUCCUCACGUCUGUCCUCUAUGACGAAAGUGUUUGGGAGAAGCCGCAUUCCUUCCAUCCCGACCACUUCUUGGACAAAGACGGGAAGUUUGUCAAGAAUGACGCUUUCAUGCCCUUUUCUGCAGGUCGCAGGGUUUGUCUGGGAGAGAGCCUGGCCCGCAUGGAACUCUUCAUCUUUUUUGUGACGCUCCUGCAGCACUUUCGCUUCAGACCUCCGGCGGGGGUGUCGGAGGAGAACCUGGACCUGACGCCCCGCGUGGGCUUCACGCUCAGCCCGACCGAACACAUGCUCAGAGCGCUUGACUGUAUGUGAGCCGAGAUUUUCACAGCCGGUCUGUCAGUUCUUAUUGUUAGUAUACAGUACUUGUAUAGUUACUAUUAUAUGGCGCAGUGGUAGCUUGAGUUGUCCUUGUACCAAAGGGUCACCGGUUCAAUUCCUGGCUAUAACUGCCCCUUCGAAGUGCCCUUAUAGUAUGUACUGAACCGUAAUUUACCUCCAAUGGGUUGGCAGCACCUUGCAUGGCAGCAGCACCAUUAGUGUUUGAAAGUGUAAAUGUGUGCUAAUGAAAAUCACCUUGGGCAUUGUAACAAUGUAGAUUAAUAUGUUCUCAACAUUUACCAUUGUGGAAUCUGACUUUGAAGUACUACUUUUUGUUAAAUUAAAAAAUAAGGAUGGCUACUUAAAAAAAAAAAAAAAAGCUGCAUUCAUCAAAUGAGAGAAACAGUGUCACCUGCUGGACAAAUAUUUCAUGAAAUAAAAUGCCAAUCAUAAAGUUGCUGGAAAAAUAAAAACAUUGAAUA
Messenger RNA from Corythoichthys intestinalis (scribbled pipefish), 2021 nucleotides. RefSeq names its product cytochrome P450 2K1-like. The record is from RefSeq and is a predicted model, not a curated record. Gene Ontology annotation, biological process: xenobiotic metabolic process. Bases 13 to 1533 code for a protein of 506 amino acids. The transcript has 9 exons. Lineage: Eukaryota; Metazoa; Chordata; Actinopteri; Syngnathiformes; Syngnathidae. Gene Ontology annotation, molecular function: iron ion binding; heme binding; oxidoreductase activity, acting on paired donors, with incorporation or reduction of molecular oxygen, reduced flavin or flavoprotein as one donor, and incorporation of one atom of oxygen. Gene Ontology annotation, cellular component: cytoplasm; intracellular membrane-bounded organelle.